GCGCGUCUUGUCAUCCAUCUCCAUAGCGAAGAACUGAUCCUCCACGAGCACUGAGGGAUGAAACGGAAAAGAACGUAUGCCUGUCACCACAGAAAUGAGUGAGUCGUCGUCCCUUCACUCUGCGAAACUUGUUUCAUUGGCCCGAUCGCUGUCCGGGCUUGGGCUUGAUGCUGCCAAUGGAGGUCCUGUCAACGCCCCCGAAAAUGACGAGCCGCUUCUUUCGGAGUCUGGCAUUGAUCUGGGCCCUGGGCUUUUUUUCGCUGAUGGCAAGAGAAAAGUGGACUAUGUGCUGUGCUACAAAUAUAAAAAAAGGAGGGCAUCCAAGGGACGCUUUUCCAUCGUAUCCAAUGGGAGUAUACCGAUACCGAUAGCAGGCCGAUGGGAGACAGAAAUGGAGUCUGGGGAGGCAGGUGCUCCUGCAGGAGAUGUGGAGGAGUCGAAGCUGUCUGAUGAGGAAAAGGCUUUAAUGAGGGAGGAGUUUGAAGCUGGACUACUGGAAGCUGGAAUACAGAUUGAACGUGAUAAAGAGAGGUCAUCCGGCAUAGGGUUUAUUCGGCUACACAUCCCAUGGCCAAUUCUAAGUCGAGAAGCAGAGCUUCAGAAGAUCAAGGUUGCUGUGAAAAAGAAAUGCGAAUUGCGGAAACGGAUGGGCAUCGCUGGGAUAUGGGACUCCAUUGCGGCCAAAAUCAACACACCGUUUCAACCAGACGUCCCUGACUUUGACAUCCACAGAGACUCACAGACACGCGUCCAUUUAAAAACCCUCAAACACCCUUUUAUCAGAGACAAGCUCCACCUGUAUGACAUCAAGUCAACAGAAACCGUAUUUGACAAUGCAACACGAAGCAGGAUAGUGGCCGAGAUUAUUUCACGCACUACCUGCAGAAAUACUUGCCAAACCACUGGCAUCAACUCAUUAUUGGCUCGGGGUGUCUACGUCUCUGCCUUCCCUCUGCAUGAUGGGUCGUUCACAAGGAGAGGACGGAAAGAUCAACGAAAUGACAGACAGCUCCUCCAUGAAGAAUGGGCUAACUAUGGUGUCAUGCAUAAAUAUCAGCCUGUGGACCUGAUUAGGAAGUACUUUGGAGAGCAGAUUGGGUUGUAUUUUGCCUGGCUGGGUGUCUAUACUCAGCUACUCAUCCCUCCCUCUGUACUGGGCAUCAUUGUCUUCCUGUACGGCAUAUUCACUGUGGAUGCCAAUGUGCCAAGCCAGGAAACAUGUGAUGACAACCUGAACAUCACCAUGUGUCCACUGUGCGAUGGAGUGUGCGACUACUGGCGUCUGAGUACAGUGUGCUCACUGGCCCGAGCAUCAUACCUUUUCGACAAUGGAGCUACUGUUCUCUUUGCUAUUUUCAUGUCUCUGUGGGCUGCCUGUUUCCUUGAGCACUGGAAAAGGCGACAGAUGUGUCUGAAACAUACCUGGGACCUGACGAGUUUGGAGGAUGAGGAGGAGCGAGUCCAGGAGGAACUGAGGCCUGAAUAUGAAGAAGCCCUACAGGAGAAAAAAGCUAAGAUGAAAGCAAAAUCUACAAAGUUGACUCAAACUGGGGACGGUGUGGAUGGAGAAACAGACCAGAUGCUGGCCUCCCAGCGAGAGCCAGAGUCCCUGGACAUUGAGGAUCACCUGUCAGGUUAUCUCAUCAAUGUGUCCAGCUUACUAUUUCUGAUCUUCGUAACCUUCUCGGCAGUGUUUGGGGUGGCAGUUUAUCGCAUCUGCAUGUUAAGUGUGUGGUCCAUGAACCCUGAUCCUGAAGCCAAGGCCAGUGUGAGGAUGACCGUCACCACCACAGGCAUCAUCCUGAACAUGCUGGUCGUUCUGGUGUUGGAAGAGGUCUAUGGAGCGAUCGCUGUGUGGCUGACUGAACUGGAACUUCCAAAGACAAAAGAAGAGUUUGAAGAGAGGCUGAUCUUUAAGUCUUUCUUUCUCAAAUCCAUGAACGCCUUUGCACCUAUUUUCUAUGUAGCCUUCUUCAAGGGCAGGUUUGCUGGGCGGCCUGGCGAUUAUGUUUAUGUCUUCGGGGGGUAUCGCAUGGAGGAGUGCGCUCCACCAGGCUGCCUCAUUGAGUUGUGCAUCCAGCUCAGCAUGAUCAUGCUUGGAAAGCAGCUCAUCCAAAACAAUGUGUUUGAGGUUCUCAUACCCAAGCUGAAAAAGAUGUACAGGACAAUACAGGAAGAAAAAGGAAAGAAAAGAUCAGCAGAAAAUGAGGAGACUGAAGAAGAGAAAAGACCAAAGCAACAAUUUGACAAAGAUUUCACCCUUGAACCCUUUGAAGGCGUGAGCCCAGAGUACAUGGAAAUGAUAAUCCAGUAUGGGUUUGUGUCUCUGUUCGUGGCCUCCUUCCCGCUGGCUCCCGCGUUUGCUCUGCUCAACAACGUCAUUGAGAUUCGCCUUGAUGCCGCAAAAUUUGUCACUGAGAUCCGACGGCCUGAUGCCGUGAGGUGUAAAGACAUAGGGAUCUGGUACAACAUUCUCUGUGGAAUCAGCAAGUUCUCUGUCAUUACCAAUGCAUUUGUCAUCUCCUUCACAUCAGAGUUUGUUCCACGAAUGGUUUACCAGUACAUGUACAAUGUAAAUGGCACCAUGAAUGGCUACACAGAGCACUCACUGUCCUACUUUAAUGUCAGUAACUUCCCACCGGGCACUGCUCCCACCUCCACCCUCAUCACCGGAGUCUCCAUGUGCAGGUAUAAGGACUACAGAGACCCACCAUGGGACCCAGAACCCUACACCUUCUCUAAACAGUACUGGUCUGUCCUGGCUGCAAAAUUGGCCUUUGUAAUAUUUUUCCAGAACCUUGCCAUGUUCCUCAGCAUGUUGGUUGCCUGGAUGAUCCCGGACGUACCACGAUCCCUGCGGGAACAGCUGAAGAAAGAGAACAUGAUGCUGAUGGAGUUUCUGCUGAAUCAAGACCAAGGAGCACGUGCCAAAUCUCGAUCCCCAAGACGCUCCAUCCCCUGCUUCCCCGUCAACUUAGACAUUGUGGUGGAGGCACCACCAGAAGAUCAGGUGGAGCAGCGAGUGCAGGAGGAGGAAGAAGGGGUUGAGAUCCAUCUGGAUGAACGCAGAAGGACCAGUGACAGUGACCCAGAAGUUGGGAAGCCAUUAGAUGUUGGACUGGAAGAAAAUGGACAGGGAGAGCGAGAAGGUGAAGUAGAAGGUGAGGGUGGAGAGGUAGAAGGGGGAGAAAAGGAAAAAGAUGGAGAAGUAAAUGAAGAAGAUGGAAUGGGGAAUAAUGAGCAAGAGGGAGGAGAAGAAAAAGAGGAAGGAGGACAAAGAGAGGAAGAAGAAAAGGAAUUGAAUGCAGAGGAGACAGAGAAUUUUACUGUCGAUCUGGACUCCUUCAUGAGCGAGCUGGGCAUGUUAGAUGAAGAAUCCUCAUCGAGCGCUGGAUAUACAGACCUUCCCCGCUCAGAUUCUAAACAGGAAUACCAGAAAGACCAGGAGUCCCUGUCACAUCCGUCUUCUAAAAGAGGCUCAUCCCAGUGUCUAAAGAGCUCCAGGACAGAAAUUACAACACCAGAUAAUGACAAUAGGCUCUUCUCACUAAUUGCUCCUCCUCCCAGAGAGCCAGGCUCAAGAGCAAAGGCCCGAUGCUCCACCCUGCCUUCGCGCCACAGAGGGUCCGAGGCUUGCUACAGCCUUCCACGGCCCAGCCAAUCCACCAGCCUCACGAGGUUACAGCAGAAGGCCACACUUACUCCUCUCGUUCCACUGGGCCCUUCAUUAUCGGCCUCAUCCAACCCGUUCUCUCCCCCCCACACACCGGUGUCACCAUCACCUUCCAAACAGUCCCCAUCGGCCCAACAUCCCAGAGCCCCCAGUGAACUAUUUGCACUGAAAGGCCCUCCGCCUCAACAGCCUCGCUCCAGGGGCAAAGCCCGGUGCUCCACGCUCCCUGCACGACAAAGAGCCCCCGGUCCGGAGGAGCACUCCACCAAGCCUAGCCACUCCACCAGCUUUACAAAGCUGGGAGACCGCAUCCCCCCAUCCCCCAGUGAACUGGAGCGUAACACACCAGUAUGAGAAGAGCUGGAAGGCAAGGGAAAGGGAAAAAGUAUGGCAGAGGGAGGGGGAAGACUAUCCAGAUUAGCCUCUCCUCUCCUGUGCCAGGAGCCUCACCCCUCUGUCUAUCCUCCGUAUCUGCAUACAUAAUACCUGGGGUCUGAAGGGAGACCAUCCAGAUCAACUGAACGUCCUUUUUAUCCUCUUAAUCUUCACAGAGAUGUUUAUAUCACUCAGUGGUUUAGGGCUGACCCUGACACGGGGAGUGCUGGACAAUUCAGAGAAAGACUGCUCUGAAACUCUCCCUGCAAUGCCUGAAUACCACUGGAACUUUAACUCUUUUUAUUCCUUUAUUGUAAUAAUUUAUUUAUUGUUGUUUGAUUUUUUGUUGGUUUGUUUUUGCCCACAGCUCAGUAGCCACUGCUCCUCUGUUUUGUUAUUUUCAGUCCCACAUGUAGCAGUGCUGCCUCGUAGACCAGAGUAAGAUGGAAAUAUAUACAGCACAGCUAGUAUCAACAGUAAUGCUUUUAGAUCUACUGUUUAUUUUAAGAUAUUUUGA
This is a messenger RNA of Micropterus dolomieu (smallmouth bass), 4565 nucleotides long. RefSeq names its product anoctamin-1 (gene ano2a). NCBI's taxonomy places the organism in Eukaryota, Metazoa, Chordata, Actinopteri, Centrarchiformes, Centrarchidae. Gene Ontology annotation, molecular function: chloride channel activity; protein dimerization activity. The coding region runs from base 77 to 4027 and encodes 1316 amino acids. Gene Ontology annotation, cellular component: plasma membrane. The record is from RefSeq and is a predicted model, not a curated record. Gene Ontology annotation, biological process: chloride transmembrane transport. The transcript is spliced from 28 exons.